UGUUUGGGGCAGUUCGGCCCGCAGAAGUCGGUUCGCGAGCUGUCAGCGCGGGCGGGAGCGCCACGGGGCGCAGGGUGGGCGCGGCCGAGCCCCGUCCCCGACCCGGCCCGCGACCCCCGACCUCCCGCGCGUGCCCUGCACCCGGCCGCUAGGCCGGCCGGCCGCGUACCGCGCCCUCUCGCUCGCUCGCUCGCCUGGUUCUCUUCGCUCGCCGGCCGCCCGGCGGGCGGGCGCCGGAGACCCCCACCGGGGGCUGAGGCUUGUCAGGCGGGCGGUGAGGGCCGGGCUGCGGCCACCCUCGCCAUGUCCUCGCCCCACGACGCUAGCGGAGACUUCCCCUUGCACCUCCUGGUCUGGAACAACGACUACCGGCAGCUGGAGAAGGAGCUGCGGGACCAGAACGUGGAGGCCCUGGAUCCUCGAGGUCGUACCUUGUUGCAUCUUGCUGUUUCUUUGGGACAUUUGGAAUCUGCGAGAGUCCUGCUUCGACAUAAAGCAGAUGUGACAAAGGAAAAUCGCGAGGGUUGGACAGUUUUGCACGAGGCUGUGAGCACCGGCGACCCCGAGAUGGUGUACACAGUCCUUCAGCAUCGGGACUUCCACAACACGUCCAUGGCCCUUGAGGGAGUUCCGGAGUUGCUCCAGAAAAUUCUCGAGGCUCCGGAUUUUUACGUGCAGAUGAAAUGGGAAUUCACCAGCUGGGUGCCCUUGGUUUCCCGAAUAUGCCCGAAUGAUGUCUGUCGCAUUUGGAAAAGCGGUGCCAAACUGCGUGUGGAUAUCACGCUGCUGGGCUUUGAGAACAUGAGCUGGAUAAGAGGGAGGCGGAGUUUCAUCUUUAAAGGAGAAGACAAUUGGGCAGAGUUGAUGGAAGUCAACCAUGAUGACAAAGUGGUCACCACUGAACACUUUGACCUUUCCCAGGAAAUGGAACGCCUCACUCUGGACCUGAUGAAACCUAAAAGCAGGGAGGUUGAGAGGCGGCUCACAAGCCCCGUCAUUAACACCAGCCUCGAUACUAAAAACAUUGCUUUUGAAAGAACUAAAUCCGGAUUCUGGGGCUGGAGGACAGAUAAAGCAGAAGUUGUUAAUGGUUACGAAGCAAAGGUUUACACGGUGAACAAUGUAAGUGUGAUCACCAAAAUACGGACAGAACAUCUGACCGAGGAGGAAAAAAAAAGAUACAAAGCCGACAGGAACCCACUGGAAUCGCUGCUUGGGACUGUGGAACACCAGUUUGGUGCUCAAGGGGACCUCACGACAGAGUGCGCCACGGCCCACAACCCCACAGCCAUCACGCCUGAUGAGUACUUCAACGAAGAGUUCGAUCUGAAAGACAGGGACAUCGGAAGGCCAAAGGAGCUGACGAUUAGGACGCAAAAGUUUAAAGCAAUGCUAUGGAUGUGUGAGGAGUUCCCGCUGUCCCUGGUGGAGCAGGUGGUCCCCAUCAUUGACCUGAUGGCCCGCACCAGCGCACAUUUUGCCCGGCUGAGAGACUUCAUCAAACUGGAGUUCCCGCCCGGAUUUCCCAUCAAAAUAGAAAUUCCCUUGUUUCAUGUCUUAAAUGCACGGAUUACAUUUGGAAAUGUUAAUGGCUGUAGCACUGCUGAAGAAACUGUAUCUCAACAUGUGGAAGGGACCCAGCCUGAUUCAGCUUCCCCUCUCACAAACUUCGAGGUUGAUCAGUCUGUGUUUGAAAUCCCUGAGUCUUACCAUGUCCAAGACAAUGGCAGAAAUGUGCAUCUGCAGGAUGAAGAUUACGAGAUAAUGCAGUUUGCCAUCCAGCAGAGCUUACUGGAGUCCAGCCGAAGCCAGGAGCUUUCAGGACCAGCUUCUAAUGGAGGGAUUAGCCAGGCACAUGCCUAUGACGCCCAGUAUGAAAGGGCCAUCCAGGAGAGCCUCCUCAGCAGCUCCGAAGGCCUGGGCUCCGGCACCUCCAGUGAGACCAGCCGCUUUGACAGCGACCUGCAGCUAGCCAUGGAGCUCUCCGCCAAAGAGCUGGAGGAGCGCGAGCUGCGGCUGCGCGAGGAGGAGGCGGAGCUGCAGCAAGUCCUCCAGCUGUCACUCACCGAGAAAUAGGCCCGCCUGCCUCCCGCCCCCCUGUCUGCGCUCCCGGUCGAGGGACUGCGCCUGCGCGGGACUGCACCUUACGCGGGUGCGGCAGAAGGCAGCUGUCUCCUGCUUUCUGCAGAGGUGCAGGGCCGGGGCUUCUCCGGGCCCACCCGCCACGCUCCCCGGUUAACGGGCUGGGGUCCCGCAGCCCCCGCGCUCCAGGCAUCAGGGGAGGAGAGCAUCGUCACUUUCCAUUAGCUCUGUUGGCUUGCAGGUCACGUUUUUUACUUACCAGCUUUAGAUACAAACCCAGUCCCUCCUCCCACUGCCCCUCCCCCCAGGUUUGUAGAUUAAUUUUUAUCGAGGAGUGAUGACGAGUUGUUGCAGAGUCGGGUGCUUUUAUAGAGGAGAGCAGCAGCCUUUGCAGAGCGUGGUGUAUGAGGACCUGGGAGACACUUCUUUACAGUUCACCAAAGAAAUGGAUCACCUGUGCCGAUCUGCUCUUUAAUUUUUACCUUUGUACAGGGUUUCCAGGGCACCUUCACUGUUCCUAAGCCACCCCCACCUUAUUCCACCCCUCCCGCCACAGCUGAAGAGGAGAUAAGUACAGGAUCUAUUUUAGAUUUAGGGUUAACUAUUUGCAUCAAAUUAAGAUACACAGAUGACAACGGAUGUUGCCUUAGCCUUAAAAAUUACUGAUAGUUUCAAACCACCUCCACUUCUUGUCGAGGAGGGGUCUGAUUUGAAUUUGUAAAGGCAGUUCCUUUGAGAGCAGGAUCCUCCAGGCUAAACCCAAGGCAGCUAACCCUGACCCUGAAGGAGCAGCUAGGACAGCCCGAGGCUUGUUCUCGAAGUGGGCAGGCUGGCCAAAGGAUCACCAAAGCAGGGGUGUGUUCCAUGCCUUCUCUGGUGAGAGGUCUCCACCCAGAGGCCUGGGAAGACCCCGCCACGUGCCCUGGGCACACUGGAGAGGAAGGGGUGGGCUUGAAAUGAGCAAGGGAGCUACAGACAGAACUCAGUGGCUCUGUACUCAAAAGGGAAAAUGGUGAACCCACGUUGCUUUUUAGAGUUCAAAUCAACAUCUUUCUGGAUAAAUAUAUUUUUUAACAGAAUCUUUUUAUUAUUUUUAAGAGAUAAAAACGACUACUCCCAUCCGUAGCAAUACAAGGUUAUACAUUUUAACCAGAUUUUCUCAGGCCCUUUUUGGGAUACCUUUAGUAGUUAACUAUUUUGUCUAACCCUCCUGUAAAUAACCAUCGCACAACAUAAGAGGACCCUGGGGAAUGCGGCCGAGGGCACCGUCACUCCAGCCCGGCCCAGGGAUUCAUUCCCACAGGCUGCACUGAAGUCCCCCAGUUAACAGCAUGCUCCUCUGUUCUGCGUCCGUUUCCUACCUGUUGCGCUGCUUUGGGGAUGGGAAGGGAAGCCGAAACCCCCGUUCCAGUAAACGGCCGUGUAUACAGUUAACUGUUGCCAGCAAAACGUGCCCGGUCACAAAGAACUGGGCUUUUGAUUCCAUGUGACCAUUCUGCCUUUCUCAUCAUGGCCUGACCAAAAUUCCUUCUCCACACACGAGGCCAGUAUAUGCAGCAUCACAUGUGUCUCAGACACACAGCCUGGCGUUUUGUUUACUUAGCCUUUACCUCCAGCAAAGAUGAGUUUUGGGAAUGGCUGCAUUUAGGCCAUGUGUUUACUCACCGAGGUGAACAGAGGUAAUUUCUGUGUUUGCAUUCCAUUGUUCUGCUUCCCCACGUCUUUGACUUUCUCCCCAGGAAGUCAGUUAAAAAGGGACUGAGCCUUGUGUCACCAUCACAGCAUUUUCCAUAUAUGUGUUCACUCUCAAAAUACAAAUAAAGACAGCUUCCUUAGAGGGUGCUCGUACACUA
Molecule: messenger RNA, 3935 nt
Organism: Cervus elaphus (red deer)
Lineage: Eukaryota; Metazoa; Chordata; Mammalia; Artiodactyla; Cervidae
Gene: ANKRD13A
Product: ankyrin repeat domain 13A
Exons: 15
Coding region: 304-2076 (590 amino acids)
Cellular component (GO): cytoplasm
Molecular function (GO): protein binding
Source: RefSeq, a predicted model, not a curated record